AUUCUGACGGUGUACUACUCAUGUUUGUAAUAAUGUAAAUUAAUCGAUCACUCUUGCACAAACAAGUCGAUAAUUUUCAAAUCAUCAGAAGAAUUACAGACAUCACUAUUGAAUAUAAUUUGUUUUAUUUUCAAAAAAGCUGUCAUAGUGUCAUUAAUUAAUCAAUUUUGUUGGUCUCGUUCUCAUCUUAAACCUCUUAAACUCUCAAUUUCAAGUUGUUUUGAUAUCUGCUAAAGAGAAGAUUUGAUUAAAUUGCAACUGUUUGAAUGAUAACUAUGUAGUAAUAUUUUAUUGUAUUUUUACAUUAUCCUGCGUGUAAAUAAAACUCGCAAAACAAACAUUUCUAUUGUUACUCAAGUUUGUUUGAACAAAGUAUUUUUUUAAUACGAUAUGGCUGAUGAGUACGCAGCAGUAAAGCGGGGCAAGCUUAUUUUUAAAGGAGAAAAGCCCAAAGCAAAGAAACGUAAACACAAGAAGAAGGAAAACUCAGAAGCAUCAAACAUAGAUGAGGACUCAGUAAAGCAUGGAGGUUGGUGGAAGGUUGAAAAGAUUGAAGACAUUACAGGAUCAAUCUCUAUAGAGUUCGGAAAGAACUCUUACGUAUCAGCGUUAGACAAUGGUCUGUUCACACUUGGAGCUCCACAUGAUGAAGGAGAUGGUCCUUCACCGGAAGAGAUAUUUACAGCAUUUCCAGCUGGGGAGAACAAGUUUGCGCUAAAGUCUGGGUACGGGAAGUAUUUGGGUGUUGCAAAAGAGACGGUUGUGGGGAGAUCUGAUGCUGUGGGGGCUAUGGAGCAGUGGGAACCAGUGUGGCAGGAGGGUAAAACAGCAAUCCUAAGCUCCCUAAACAAGUUCAUGUCCGUUGAUCCUGAGGAUGACGCUGUUGUGGCCCGGAGUACUUCAGCGGGCACCAAUGAGUUCUGCAGCAUCAGGAGCAACAAGACCAAGGAGGUCAAUAAGUCCGUGCUACCUGAUGAAGAGCAGGCGGAUCUCUCACAAGUAGAAGUCAAUUAUGUGAAAAAGUUCCAGAAAUUCCAAGACAAGAAGCUCAGGCUGAAUGAUGGUGGGGUUUCAGAGCUAAAGAAAGCAAAGACAGAAGGCAAUCUGCACGAAACAUUGUUAGACCGUAGGAGUAAGAUGAAAGCUGAUCGGUACUGUAAAUAGACAACUGUUAUGUAA
This is a messenger RNA of Helicoverpa armigera (cotton bollworm), 1179 nucleotides long. It is a transcript of the gene FRG1, whose product is annotated as protein FRG1 homolog. Gene Ontology annotation, cellular component: striated muscle dense body; nucleolus; catalytic step 2 spliceosome. Lineage: Eukaryota; Metazoa; Arthropoda; Insecta; Lepidoptera; Noctuidae. The transcript is spliced from 4 exons. The record is from RefSeq and is a predicted model, not a curated record. Bases 391 to 1164 code for a protein of 257 amino acids. Gene Ontology annotation, molecular function: actin filament binding.